This is a messenger RNA of Nymphaea colorata (pocket water lily), 1859 nucleotides long. Its product is annotated as transcription factor bHLH113-like. The coding region runs from base 495 to 1592 and encodes 365 amino acids. Lineage: Eukaryota; Viridiplantae; Streptophyta; Magnoliopsida; Nymphaeales; Nymphaeaceae. Gene Ontology annotation, cellular component: nucleus. The transcript is spliced from 7 exons. Gene Ontology annotation, biological process: regulation of transcription by RNA polymerase II. Gene Ontology annotation, molecular function: RNA polymerase II cis-regulatory region sequence-specific DNA binding; protein dimerization activity; DNA-binding transcription factor activity, RNA polymerase II-specific. The record is from RefSeq and is a predicted model, not a curated record.
AUCCAUUUAUUAUACCUUUGUUAAGCCUUCAAUUCUAAGGCAGAACAAGGAUAUGAUAUGCCUUUGCCUUCCAGCAUAUAUAAUCAUCUCCUCCUUAUUUCAGACAAGAAAGACCUCUCCUGGACGACUACCCAGAGAGAAAGAAAGAGACAGAGAGAGAGAGAGAGAGAGACGGAAGGAAGGAAGGAAGGAGGUAUGGAGGGUUAUGAGUACAUAAGUUCAUCAUCUUUCACACAUUUCUUUUUCUUCUUUUUGCUUUGCUUCCCUUUAACCUGAGCCUCUUCAGUCAGUAAAGAGGAAACAAUCAAAAAGAGGCCGAAAGUAUGGCCCCCCGCUCCCUCUUCGCCCUCUCCUUCGUAUCAAUUGCUCUCUGCUUUGGAUCAAGUGAGAUUCCAAGCCCUAAAGAAAAGGAAAGCGGGUGCUGAAGAAAAAGAAACUUUUCAAUUUUUUCUUUUUUUCCUUUUUCUUACUUUUACGCCUUCCUUAAGCUCACCAUGGACUCUGCAAACUUAGACCACCAUCAUCAAUCCCACCAUGUUGCUCCUUCUUUACAUCUCUCCUCCUUUCUUGCAUCUGCAAGCAGUCAUUCGUGGAACCCUAAUCUCUUACUGAAUCAUGGGUAUACAGAGAACUCAGUGCAGGCAAUACAAAUGUUCAACCCAGAAUUUGCUGGGCUUAACAUGAGCUCAGUUAAUGUAGCAAGUGAACAUGAUGCCAUGGUGCAGCUUCCUACCGUGACCCAUCCAGAGUUAGAUCAGUUCAAUACUUGGGGUACCAAUUCAGAGAAUUAUUCCCAAUAUGUCAGGAUAAAGGAAGAGCUUGAAGAUUCUGUGAGCAAUUUCCAUGGGUUCCAGCGUUCAUCAGGAGAGCUCUACGCUGAUCAUCCUCCGAUUUCCUUGGACUACUCAGGCGCAGCUGUUACAAGUGGAAACAGUUUAUGGGCACAGCAAAAUCUUCCUCCUGCCAACUUUGGCUCUCAGAAUUUUCAUGCAACCUCAGGAAAUUACAGACCUACCGAGAUAGGAUGUUUGGGUAGAGUUGAUCUAAAUUAUUUGCAGCAACCAAUUAAUAUACCAGUCAGCAACAAUGAAAAGAAGAGGUCCGGUGUCAUGAAUGAAGCUACUCAAGGAAUAAAAAGAAACAGCAGCACCCCACAAACCAAAACCAGUGAAGGAUCGUCCAAGAGGCCUAGAUUGGAAUCAUCCACCUCAAUGCCACCACUUAAGGUGAGGAAAGAGAAACUGGGUGACAGAAUCUCAGCCCUUCAACAGCUCGUUUCUCCUUUUGGCAAGACUGACACUGCAUCGGUGCUGAAGGAAGCCAUUGGAUACAUAAAAUUUCUCCACGGUCAGGUCGAGACUCUGAGUGUCCCCUACUUGAGGUCUUCAUCAUCCAGCGGCAGUGGCGCUAGAGCAAUCCAAGGGGUUCCCAAUAAAGCCUACUGCUCGGCUGGAGAGAAGAAGGAAGAAGAUGAAGUGAUCAGGAAUCUAAGAAGUAGAGGUCUCUGCCUCGUGCCUCUCUCUUGCAUGUCUCACCUGUCGAACGAUCACGUAGGAGCUCUCUGGCCACACACAAACUUUGGAGGCCCGUAGCUCCAUACGGCUUAUGCUUUCUCUUCAAUGCCGCAACUCUCUCCCUCUCUCCACUUGUACUAAUACUUGUAUAAUGGAGCAAACUUGGUCUCUUGUAAAGAAAUCUCAAGAUAGAGCAAGUUUGAUCCAUUAUGGUAUGAACCAGUUAGAGUACCAAUGAACUCAUAAAAUUUAAGGAAAGUCUCGUCGAAAUAAGUGCAUGUAUUGUUGUUUAGGAUCCUCGUGUAUCUAUUUUCCUCUUAUUAAUGAAUUAAUUCUCUAUCCCCA